AUGGAUUCUGAAAAUCGUGUAAUAUUAAAUGUUGGUGGUAUAAGACAUGAAACAUACAAAGCCACAUUGAAGAAGAUCCCAGCUACUCGAUUAUCAAAAUUAACUGAAGCUGUGGCAAAUUAUGAUCCAAUAUUAAAUGAAUACUUUUUUGAUCGUCAUCCAGGUGUUUUUAAUCAAAUAUUGAAUUAUUAUCGUACUGGUAAAUUACAUUAUCCUACAGAUGUAUGCGGACCAUUAUUUGAAGAAGAACUUGAAUUUUGGGGUCUUGAUGCUAAUCAAGUUGAACCAUGUUGUUGGAUGACUUAUACAUCACAUCGUGAAACUCAAGAAACACUUCAAAUAUUAAAUGAUUUAGAUUUAGAUACAGAACGGAGAACUGAAGAAGAAUUAUAUUCAAAAUUUGGUUGGGAUGAUGCAUAUCAAUCUGGUAAAUUAACAUUAUGGCAAAGAUAUAAACCAAAAAUAUGGAUGUUAUUCGAUGAAUGUUAUUCAUCAUUAGGAGCAAAAAUUAUUGCUGUCAUCUCUGUAUUUUUCAUUGUUUUAUCCAUAUUAUGUUUUUGUUUAAAAACAUCAUCUAAUUUACGUAUACCUAUAUUAUAUAAUGAUACAACAAUACAAAUUCAAUCAAAACAUAUAACUACAAAUUAUAAAACAUCACUACAUUAUAUACCUUAUUCUACAUUAUCAUCAUCAUCAUCAUCAUCGUCGCCGCCAUCGCCGCCAUCACCGCCAUCACCGCCGUCAUCAUCGUCAUCAAUGUAUAGACAUAUCAAUACACAAUCAUUCAAUAAUAAUGAUCAUAAUAAUAAUAAUAAUAAUAAUAAUAAUAAUAAUGUAUGGACAAUACGUAAACGUAUGAUUAAAUCUCAUAUAUUAUUUAGUUAUAUAGAAUCUAUAUCAAAUGGAUGGUUUACAUUUGAAAUUAUUAUAAGAUUUAUAGUUACCCCUAGUAAAUUACAAUUUAUUAAAUCACCAAUUAAUAUUAUUGAUUUAUUAGCUUUAUUAUCAUUUUAUAUUGAUUUAUGUUUAACUAAAAUUAUGUUAACUGAAAUGAAUUAUGAAUCAUUAGAAUUCUUCUCCAUUAUCCGCAUUAUGAGAUUGUUUAAAUUAACCCGCCAUAUAGCUGGUUUAAAAAUUCUUAUUCAUACAUUUCGUGCUAGUCUUAAAGAAUUAAUAUUAUUAGUAUUUUUUCUUAUUGUAUUUAUUGUUAUAUUUGCUGCAUUAAUGUAUUAUGCUGAACGUUUUCAAUAUAAUCCACAAAAUGAUUUUUCAUCAAUACCAAUUGGUUUAUGGUGGGCUAUUGUUACUAUGACAACUGUUGGUUAUGGAGAUCAAGUACCAAAAACAUAUUUAGGUAUGAUAGUUGGUGCAAUGUGUGCAAUUACUGGUGUUAUGACAAUCUCACUCCCAGUUCCUGUUAUUGUAUCUAAUUUUUCACGUUUUUAUACACAUACUCAAGCUCAAUCUAAACUUCCAAAACGUAGAAGACGUAUAUUACCAGUUGAAGCAGUUCGACCAAAAACUUGUGGUCAGGUUCCACAACUCAGUUCUUCAGUAAAAUUAAAAAAUAGUCUUGGUGUUAUUCCACCUGGAAUAGCACGUAAUUUCAAUACAUCGAAUGAUUCUCCUAUGCGAUUACCAUUAAAUAGUGAAAGAAAAAACUCUUUCCCAGACAUAACUUCAAAAGUAACAGAGAAUCCAUCGAAUGAACAAACAAUUCUUAGACCAUUAAUACCAAGACGUGAAGAAAUGACAUUAUUACCUGGAGAUAAUCUAUUACAAUAUAAAGGAUCAGUUAAUUGGUCAAAAUCAUCUCUUAUUAAAGAUACAUCGAAUAAAUCAGAAACAAAUCGGUUAUUAAUGAAUUGUGAUGAGAAAGAAAAAGCUCCAUUUGUACAAUCUAAACAUCAAUUAUUUGAUAAUAUUGUCAUAGAUAAUACGAUUGCAGUGAAUCAUAUAGAUGAGGAAAACAAUUAUAAUACUGAAGAUAUGAAAGAGGACAUGAAAAAUCAACAUUUACCUAUAUCUAACAUUUGUCCAAAUAAUUUAAUUAAGAAAACGUUUAGAACAACAAAGAAUACUACUAACAAAGAUUUAAGUAGACAAACUGGUAAUGAUGAAAUUUCACAUUCAAUAAAUCCUAAAUUAUCUUAUUUCAAUUAUAAAACUCCAUGUUUUUCAUUUGAUGAAAAUGAUCAUAAUAAUAUAGAAGAGAAUUUUUUACCAUCAGAUAGUAGUUUAAAUCAAUUAGAAGAAUUAUUGACAUUACGUAAUCAUAAUUAUGAAAUUACACCACCACGUUUAUCAUGUGUUUCUGGGGAUAAAUUAGAAAUGAAAUUUAUUACUGAUUCACAAGCACCAACAUAA
Messenger RNA from Schistosoma rodhaini, 2367 nucleotides. The record is from the annotation of a GenBank genome assembly. NCBI's taxonomy places the organism in Eukaryota, Metazoa, Platyhelminthes, Trematoda, Strigeidida, Schistosomatidae.